Acanthosepion pharaonis is the source of this 2142-nucleotide messenger RNA. The record is from the annotation of a GenBank genome assembly. NCBI's taxonomy places the organism in Eukaryota, Metazoa, Mollusca, Cephalopoda, Sepiida, Sepiidae.
AUGAAUCUAUCUAUAUCUCUGUUUGGUGGCCUUCAAUUCGCAUUCUCUCGAUUUCUCUCUUUCUUCUUAUCUCUUCAUUUUCUACAUAUUUCACUUUUUCUUAGCCUUCAAUUCGUAUUCUUUCAAUUUCUCUUUAUCUUCUUAUCUCUUCAUAUUCUACAUAUUUCUCUUUUUCUUAGCCUUCAAAUAUCAUUCUUUCGAUUUUUCUUCUCAUCUCAUCAUAUUCUACCUAUUUCUCUUUUUCAUAGCCUUCAAUUCGCAUUCUUUCGAUUUCUCUUCUUAUCUCAUCAUAUUCUACCCGAUUCUCUUUUUCUUAGCCUUCAAUUCAUAUUCUUUCACUUCCUUUUUAUCUACUUAUCUCUUCAUAUUCUACCUAUUUCUCUUUAUCUUAGCCUUCAAUUUGCAUUCUUUCUAUUCCUCUUUAUCGUCUUAUCUCUUCAUAUUCUACCCAUUUCUCUUUUUCUUAGCCUUCAAUUCGAAUUCUUUCGAUUUCUCUUCUUAUCUCAUCAUAUUCUACCUGAUUCUCUUUUUCUUAGACUUCAAUUCAUAUUCUUUCACUUCCUUUUUAUCUUCUUAUCUCUUCAUAUUCUACCGAUUUCUCUUUUAAUUAGCCUUCAAUUUGCAUUCUUUCAAUUUCUCUUUAUCGUCUUAUCUCUUCAUAUUCUACCCAUUUCUCUUUUCCUUAGCCUUCAAUUCCCUUCAAUUAUCAUUCUUUCGAUUUCUCUUCUUAUCUCAUCAUAUUCUACCUAUUUCUCUUUUUGUAGCCUUCAAUUAGCAUUCUUUCGAUUUCUUUUUUUCUUCUUAUCUCAUCGUAUUCAACAUAUUUCUCUUUUUCUUGGCUUUCAAAUCUCAUUCUUUCAAUUCCUCUUUCUUUCAAAUCGCAUUGUUUCCAUUCCUUUUUGUCUUCUUAUCUUCUCAUAUUCUAUUUCUCUUUUUCUUAGCCUUGAAAUCUUAUUCUUUCGAUUUCUCUUUUUCUUCUUGUCUCUUCAUAUUCUAUCUAUUUCUCUUUUUCUUAGCCUUCAAUUCUCAUUCUUUCGAUUUCUCUUUUUCUUGUUAUCUCUUCAUAUUCUAUCUAUUUCUCUUUUUCUUAGCCUUCAAUUCUCAUUCUUUCUGAGUUCUUUUUUUCUUCUUAUCUCAUCAUAUUCUAUUUCUCUUUUCUUAGCCUUCAAUUCUCAUUCUUUCAUUCUCUUUUUCUUCUUAUCUCAUCAUAUUCUAUCUAUUUCUCUUUUUCUUAGCCUUCAAUUCUCAUUCUUUCAAUUUCUCUUUUUCUUCUUAUCUCUUCAUAUUCUAUCUAUUUCUCUUUUUCUUAGCCUUCAAUUCUCAUUCUUUCGAGUUCUCUUUUUCUUCUUAUCUCAUCAUAUUCUAUUUCUCUUUUUCUUAGCCUUCAAUUCUCAUUCUUUCAAUUUCUCUUUUUCUUCUUAUCUCUUCAUAUUCUAUCUAUUUCUCUUUUUCUUAGCCUUCAAUUCUCAUUCUUUCGAGUUCUCUCUUUCUUCUUAUCUCAUCAUAUUCUAUCUAUUUCUCUUUUUCUUAGCCUUCAAUUCUGAUUCUUUCGAUUUCUCUUUUUCUUGUUAUCUCUUCAUAUUCUAUCUAUUUCUCUUUUUCUUAGCCUUCAAUUCUCAUUCUUUCGAGUUCUCUUUUUCUUCUUAUCUCUUCAUAUUCUAUCUAUUUCUCUUUUUCUUUGCCUUCAAUUCUCAUUCUUUUGAUUUCUCUUUUUCUUCUUAUCUCUUCAUAUUCUAUCUAUUUCUCUUUUUCUUAGCCUUCAAUUCGCAUUCUUUUGAUUUCUCAUUUUCUUCUUAUCUCUUCAUAUUCUACAUAUUUCUUAGCCUUCAAUUCUCAUUCUUUGGAUUUCUCUUUUUCUUCUUAUCUUUUCAUAUUCUACAUAUUUCUCUUCUUCUUAGCCUUCAAUUCUCAUUCUUUGGAUUUCUCUUUUUCUUCUUAUCUUUUCAUAUUCUACAUAUUUCUCUUCUUCUUAGCCUUCAAUUCUCAUUCUUUGGAUUUCUCUUUUUCUUCUUAUCUUUUCAUAUUCUACAUAUUUCUCUUCUUCUUAGCCUUCCAUUCUCCUUCUUUGGAUUUCUCCUUUUCUUUCCUAUCUCUUCAUAUUCUAUUUCUCUGUUCCUUAGCCUUCAAUUCACUCUCUCUUGA